AUAGAAAGAUACAUACGAACGUUGAGAGAAGGACUUGCAAAACUAGAUAGAAAGAGACCACUGAAAGAGAGAAUAAAGGAGCUAGUAAAAAGCUAUAACAGCACGUGGCACAGUGGGAUAAGAACAACACCAGAGAAAGCAGGACGAGAACAAGAAAAGGUCAGUGAGAUAAAUAAGGCAGACGGGAAGUACGCAAAAGCAUAUAAAAUCAAGAAAAGAGAACAGUUCUGGCCAGGCGAACAAGUAAAAACAGCAAAACUUGAAAACUUAAAGCAAAAGCAGAAAAGCGAAAAAGGAAGAUUCUACAAUGAUGGAGUAAUAGUAAAGAGAUGUGGGAAUGAUACGUAUUUAGUGAAAGACGAAAGUGGGAAGAUUAAGAAGAAGACAUAUAAAGAAAUAAAAGGGCUGCCAGAGAUACGGAAGCCAUUGGAAACAUGGAGGCUGAAGGAAGAGGAAGAGAAUAACAACAAGGAUAUCAAAAAUGGGGGGUGUAAAAGAGAAAUAGAAGGAAGACAGAAUGACCUCUGUCUUGCCGGGGGCAUGUUGAGUAUAAAUUAA
Molecule: messenger RNA, 558 nt
Organism: Nematocida minor
Lineage: Eukaryota; Fungi; Microsporidia
Exons: 1
Source: RefSeq, a predicted model, not a curated record